CAGCUUAUGUGCAAAAGAGCUUGAAUGCUUGUUUUCAACUAUGGCAGUCUCGAGCUUGAAUAACAAGUCCCUCAUCGUUCACGGCCCUAUUUUAGAGUACAUCUUAGAGGAAAAUGCAUACCCAAAAGAGCAUGAGCAACUCAAGGAAUUAAGAGAAAUUACUGUCAAGAAGUAUGAAAAAAAGAGUGUCAUGAACGUGCCUGUUGACGAAGCGCAGUUCUUAUCCAUGCUUUUAAAGAUCAUGAAUGCGAAGAAGACAAUGGAGAUUGGAGUUUUUACCGGUUAUUCUCUUCUUGCGACGGCCCUCGCAUUGCCCGAUGAUGGUCAGAUAACAGCAAUUGAUUUGGACAUUGAAGCAUAUGAAACUGGAUUGCCAUUCAUACAAAAAGCUGGAGUUGAGCAUAAGAUUAAUUUCAUUCAAUCAGAUGCCUUUGUGGUUUUGAAUGACCUUAUCAAUGGUGAAGAAAAAUCGAGCUUCGAUUUCAUAUUCGUGGAUGCCCAAAAGGAGGAUUACAUGAAAUUUCAUGAGAAAGUGAUGGAAUUGGUGAAAAUGGGAGGAAUUAUAGCUUAUGAUAACACUUUAUGGCUUGGGUCAGUCGCUUACAAACAACACGAAUACGAGAAACACAGUGAAAUGCCUGAAUCUGUGUGGAGAAAUAGGGAUUAUGUGAUUCAAUUUAAUAGCUUCUUAGCAUCUAAUCCUCAAAUUGAAUCCUCUCUUCUUUCAAUUGGUGAUGGCCUAACCCUUUGUAGGCGCCUAUAUUAGUCAUUGAACUUUGUCUUAUAACAAAGUUAUUAUGAUUUUGUUUAUUGUAAGUGGAGUUUUUUUAACUAUAUAAGUAAUGUUAAUGAAUAAUAUCGGUA
Molecule: messenger RNA, 864 nt
Organism: Gossypium arboreum
Lineage: Eukaryota; Viridiplantae; Streptophyta; Magnoliopsida; Malvales; Malvaceae
Product: flavonoid 3',5'-methyltransferase-like
Exons: 5
Coding region: 41-766 (241 amino acids)
Molecular function (GO): S-adenosylmethionine-dependent methyltransferase activity; O-methyltransferase activity
Source: RefSeq, a predicted model, not a curated record